GGGUAUACAUAUCAUCAAAUUUUCCAAGUAGUAAGGCAACAAAGAGAUUGUCCACACCACACACCAUGAGCGCAACAUCUCAGCAACAGCUCCCGCUGGAAAUUUACACUAACGAAAACACCACUACUGCUAACUCGACUAACGACCAUAGCAAACCAUUAUCGAAAUCAAAUGAUAGCGAUUCAGCAGCUACUGUUCAAUUGAACACUUUCAAAGACCAGCAGUCUAACCAUCUCCCGCACAAGAAGCUCAUGCAAGUAUUCCCACUCUUGGCUCUUGCACAAUUUACGGCAUACCUAGAUCAGACGUCUAUCUCAGCAGCUGUACCCACCAUCGGGGAAGCGCUACACCUCGGCCCUCAACUAUCGUGGGUAGCGACGUCCUACCUCAUGGCGACGACCGCCGUGCAACUACUCAAUGGACGACUUAGCGACAUAUUUGGCCGCAAGCAGUUGUUGUUAAUGUCACUUGGCAUCCUUGCAACGGGUAACUUGGUAUGCGGUUUUUCAAACACUCCGGCUAUGUUGUUUACUUUCCGUGUUGUAGCCGGGCUAGGAGGUGGUGCCAUGUAAGCUUGUCCAUCUUUUCACUCAAAACGGCUCUAGUCCAAAUCAUUGCCAGCGAUGUCACAACGCUACAACAGCGAGGCAAGUACAAUGGCUUCAUCGGUCUAGCCGUCGCUUUUGGAAGUGGAUUGGGGCCUUUACUUGGUGGUACCAUGGCGACUAAGGUUUCUUGGAGAUGGACCCUCUGGUAUGAUGUGCCAUGGCUAGUUGUCUUGUCUAUCAUGCUCUUCAUAGUGCUUCCAAGCAGUAAAAUGGCCGCUGGUACCAGGGCAAGACUCGGUAUGAUUGACUGGAUCGGUGUUGCUAUGAGCGUUGCUGCUACUGUUCUAUUGUUGGUACCUUUGUCCCAAGGUGGCUCGGCCUUUGCGUGGAAUAGCUCCCUUGUCAUCUCUAUGCUCGUGAUUGGAGUCAUCACUUUUACUGUUUUUCUGGCUGUGGAGUGGAAGGUGGCUAAAUUGCCCAUCAUGCCUCUACAUCUGUUCCAGAAUGGUCUAUCCUGCAACAUCCUACUCGUUCAAAAUGUCCUUUUCGGCAUCGUCUUCUGGGGCAACCUUUAUUACAUGCCCAUCUACCUAGUCAAUGUCCGUGGCUAUACAGCUAUCAUGUCGGGUGCUAUCAUCAUGCCUAUGGCAGGAUCUCAAGGGCUGGGCUCCAUUUUAUCAGGCCUUAUAAUUUCACACACGAAGCGCUAUAAUCCCGUGAUGGUCGCGGGCCAAUGGGUAUGGGCUUUACUCCUCAUCCCGCAGGCCUUCUACUCGCGCACCACGCCUAUCUGGGCAAUCUGCAUUGUAGGCUUCUUCCAAGGCCUAGGCACAGGCUGCUGCUUCCAGCCAAGUCUCGUAGCCCUUCUAGCACACUCACGACGCGCUGACCGCGCCGUGCUCAACUCGUUGCGCAACUUCCUUCGCAGUAUCGGAGGUACGCUAGGACUGACGCUCGCAAGUCUCAUCUUAAACAACGUACUCAAGGCGCGCCUGAAAGGCGUGGUAAGUCCAUCCCUCGCCGACACAAUAACAACUUCUAUCAAUCAGCUUGACUCGCUGGGGCUGUCGGCUGCACAGCGUAGCGCAGUCCUGGACGCUUAUAUGGCUAGCGUACGAACCGUCUUCAUAGUGUACGCGCCGCUGAUCGGAGCUUGUGCUUUGGCUGCGUUGUUUGUUAAAGACAAUGGACUCGAGGAGAAGGAUACGAGUGUGACCCUGUCUCCUAACACCCCAGCGCCCCGAAGAUAAAUCUUAAAUCAACCUAUAUAUAUUACCUGCUCAAUUAUGCACUACAGGAUGACGAUUUCAGCGGCGAAGAAAAUAGAAAUUUGCUGCCUGGUUGUCGGCAAAUCAUCAGUGGGGUUCUUGGUCGCCUUGAAACUUAAUUUCGAUCGUAUUUUAGGACAAUUCUGGAACCUCCUAAUGGCCUACAUUUACGAUAGGUCUACCAGAGGUCUAUAUUCGUAUUGGAUGUUAUAUAGACGUAUCGGAAAACAUUUUGAUUUCGUGUUCGCGAUAUUUCCAUCGGAGGGGUUCAAAUAAGCUACGCUGCUGCCACUCAACUUCCCCGAUGGUAUCUCUUCGGCACUACCGAUUAUCUGUUGCUUUGUAGAUUAUAAUGACAGUUUUUUACUAUAAAUAUAGGGCUUUGAUCUCCGUCCGACGCUUUUACUAUCCAUCCGACGACCCACAUUUUUCCAUCGUAUAUCGGAAGUAUGUAACUUUACUAUGUGACAAUCAUACAAUUUUGAUGCACAAUUAUGUUAUGUUCAAUAAUUAUUCAAAAAAGCA
This is a messenger RNA of Botrytis cinerea B05.10, 2341 nucleotides long. RefSeq lists its product as hypothetical. The coding region runs from base 66 to 572 and encodes 168 amino acids. The transcript is spliced from 5 exons. Gene Ontology annotation, biological process: transmembrane transport. Gene Ontology annotation, molecular function: transmembrane transporter activity. The record is from RefSeq and is a predicted model, not a curated record. NCBI's taxonomy places the organism in Eukaryota, Fungi, Ascomycota, Leotiomycetes, Helotiales, Sclerotiniaceae.